ACAGAAAUCCCGCGUCAGUAGCAUCACUAGUCUCCAAACAUGGCAGGACGUAGUGGUUUUGACGAUGGUAAUCCCAGGGAUUUCGGUGGCGGCAGGAGGACACUCGGUGGCCGCCAGCUCCCUUCCGAGCCCCCAUACAAGGCUUAUGUCGGAAACUUGCCCUCGGGUAUUAUCCAGGGUGACAUCAACAGAAUUUUCCCUGACCUAGCAAUAAAAAAUGUGAGGUUGGUUAUGGAUAGAGAAACAGACAAAUUUAAAGGCUUCUGCUAUGUGGAGUUUGAAUACCUCGAGGACUUGGUCAAAGCGAUUGAGAUGAAUGGAGCUCUAAAUGUAGAUGGUAAUUUUAUCAAAAUUGAUGUCGCUGAAGAAAAAAGAAACGACCGAGGGGGCGGUUUCGCCGGCGGGCGGCGGGACGGCGGCCGUGACGGAGGCCGUGACGGCGGGCGCGGCGGCGGCGGCGGCGGGUUCCGGCGCGACGGCGGCGGCCGCGAACGCGAGCGAGGGGCCGGCGGCGGCGGCGGCGGCGGCGGCGGCGCGGGCGGCGAGCGGUGGGCCGAGGGCGGGCGCGGCUCGCGCGGCGGGUCGGAGGAGCCCCGCGGCGGCGGCGAGUGGGGCCGCAUGGGCCGCUCCGGAGGCGGCGGCGGCGGGGGCGGGGGCGCCGCUCCGCCCGCGCAGCGCCCGCCGCGCCGCAACUUCGAUGACAUGCCCCCGGCACGUCCAGAUACCUCAGGCAGACCAAAGCUGAAGCUGGAGCCGCGAACGGUGAAGGAGCCGGUGAACUCGCUGGCGUCGACCAGCCAGGCGUCGUCGAUAUUCGGCGGCGCGCGGCCGCGGGAAGAGCGGCUGAAGGAGCUGGCGGGCGAGUAAGCGCCGCGUCCCAGUGCCCGACGAUGAUCCCUUAUGUGUGCCCCGUUAUUUAAUGUGCAGACUAAAAUUGUAUAUGAACUCGAAGGAUUUUUGUUAGGUUAUGAGGUUGUAAAUCAUUUUUAUCGUAUAUUUUGUUAGCAUUAUUAUGUGUCGAUGAGCUUACCGUUUCGCCGCGGCCGCAGCCCGCGCUGCGCCCGCGCGCGACGCUCCGUUACUCUCAGUGUAAAUUGCUAGCGGACGUUUACCGUUAAACUCUCUGAGCUUGUGUGUUAGAUAUCGGCUUGCAUAAUAUUUAUGUCUCAGAAAAUAUUUUUUCGUUUGUGAUCAUAUUUGCUGAUACGUCUUAGUACAGCGAAGCGAUUAAUUUUAUUUUUACCGUCUGUGGCGAUUUAGAGCUUCGUAACUGAUUCUCUGUUGUAAUUGUUUAUCAUUUUAUCGAUUGUUUAGUUUUAUAGGUCGCGAAAAUUAAUCAUUGAUUGAGUAAUUAUGAUACAUAAUUUAAGAGUUGAUAAUAUGGUGAUGUAAUAAUUACGGUGUCAUUAAUAAAAUUAACUUCCACGUACUUGGAUUUCUACUUUAUUAGAUAUUGUGUAAUGUAAUGAGUUACGUGGCAAAGAAAUUGAAAAAAAAAAUCGCAAAAUUGUAACAGAACAUAGCAAAAAAAUAAAUAAAAAGUGAACACUUUAUAA
Messenger RNA from Ostrinia nubilalis (European corn borer), 1556 nucleotides. RefSeq names its product eukaryotic translation initiation factor 4H (gene eIF4H1). NCBI's taxonomy places the organism in Eukaryota, Metazoa, Arthropoda, Insecta, Lepidoptera, Crambidae. The transcript is spliced from 6 exons. The record is from RefSeq and is a predicted model, not a curated record. The coding region runs from base 40 to 867 and encodes 275 amino acids. Gene Ontology annotation, molecular function: RNA binding.